Molecule: messenger RNA, 1447 nt
Organism: Cebus imitator (Panamanian white-faced capuchin)
Lineage: Eukaryota; Metazoa; Chordata; Mammalia; Primates; Cebidae
Product: maestro heat-like repeat-containing protein family member 7
Exons: 2
Coding region: 176-1447 (423 amino acids)
Source: RefSeq, a predicted model, not a curated record
CACAUCCCUGCAGGUGUGAGGAAAGCCUUUUGAAGAGGCAGAGCUAAUGAGAGAAGAAGGGCCUGCCUCUAGACGAGCUCCCCUCUCCUCCUGGAGGCCAGACUGCUCCAGGGAGCGUGGCAGUUGGCUGUUGAAGAGAAGCGGGCACUGGCAUUGAGAGACCUCCAGACUGGACAUGGCCCUGAGUCCAGGGGCUAACCUGGUUUUCCAUGAAGACUCAAAGAUGACACCAAGUCUCACCUCCUGUGGGGCCCCAGGAUUAGGGUCUGGUACCACCCCUGGGUCCCACCCAGACACGGCUCAUGUGCCUGUGUUGAAUCUACUCCCAAGUCCUGGCUCGCCUCUCAUUCUGGAUCUUAAUCCAACUCUGAGUCCUGUCUCAGGGGAGACCUCAGGCCUGGUGUCUGAAAAUACCCCCAGACCCGAUGACAGCAGGGCCAUCGCUCCGGCCUCCCUCCAGAUCACCAGCUCUUGUUCUGGUGAAGCCCUGGACCUGGAUUCCAAGGACGCUUCAAGACCUGAGUCGCAGGGGCGCCUCUGUCCUGCCUCAAAUACCAUUCUGAGUCCUAGCCCUGCUGAGGCCACUGGUCUGAGCUCAGGGAACCACCCUUGGUCAAAUUCUGAAGAGGCUGUCAAGUACCUCUCAAGUAAGAUUUUUGAGAUGGGUCAGAGUAACUCCAACCCUUCCAGGCAUGAACUAAACCCGUUUAGAAGGCACCAUUCCAGAGAAGGCCUGGUUCUGGGCCACUGUAUCUCUAGGCCAAGCUCAAAAGCACUCCUUAUUCCAGCCUCAAAUUCUUCUCUGGACCUUGAUUCCAGUCCAUUGCUCGACAUGGGCUCGACAAACAACUCCAAGCUGAGCCUGAGCAUAGCUCCAGAUGCUCGUGGGACCCUAACCCCAGACACCGACGAGACCAUCGCUUUGGCUUCAUCUAACAUCUCUCGAUCUGUUUCGAAAGGAGCCUUUGGUACCACCUGGAGCACAAAUUCCAAGGGAACCAUGAAUGUGGCUUCCAACGGCCACCCCAGAUCUGAUUUGAACACGACCGUCACUCAAGCCCCGUACCUGACCCUGAUUCCUGGCUCCAGCGACGGUAUCAGCCUGCAUGCCAGUGCCCACGGGCCCAACUCCACCAUCUCUCCAUCCUCAUGCAUGACCCUAAUCCUGGGCUCCAAUGACACGCUGAGCCUGGGCUCCAGCCUCCUGUUCAGCGACACCUCCACCUUGACACUGAGCAGUCAGCAGGAUUAUGCCGAGGACAGCAGCAUCCGCACUGUACCCCUGGAGGAGAAUCUGGAGAGUUGGAGUGAGAUGGCCGGCACUGAGGCAGGCCAGUUCCCGCUGGGACUCCCCACCUCCAAUCCCAUGGGCAAGGAUGCCGUGACCUUGCAAGGCAUCUCUGAGGGUAAGGCCAGGGCCACAGCCCUAGAGAGAGCACUGUCCUGA